AUGAUCAAGGCCAUCUUUUACAGCAAAUUUGACACCCAGGAAGGUCCGAAAGUCGUCCACCAAGUCCCCGAUGGCGCGAUUGUCCCCUCCGCAACGGCUCCUCCGGGCCAGGAGCCCUUCUUCACCUUCUCCGAUAUAUCCUUCUUCGUGAUCCCCCGGCAAGAGCUCUGCGGUAAUCUCCUGCAGGUGUGCACGAACGGGUACCGCAUCCUGGGCUAUCCCAUCUGCAUGAAGUCGCCGCGUUAUGACCGAAACGAGUUCAUCUUCAACUUCUGCCUCGUCCUGGCCGAGGAUGAGGACUUCACCAUGUACAAGAGCGUUGUCCAGAAGCUGGCAGAUCUCAUGCAUGGGCUGGAGGAGCAGAACGGAUUUCUGACUCGAGACCUCUCGAAAAGCGGUGAGGGGAAGAUAUACAGCCUGUGCGAGACGCUGAUGGAGGACCUGAACAAUUACAGCGAAUGCAUGAUCCCAAUCGAUGAAUUAAACACCUUGAAUAUCAAGCUCUUCCCUAUCUACCCGGCACCCCCAUCCGUCAAAGCCUGGCAUGUGCCGCUCUUCACCGUUCGCUAUGAGACCUUCAUUGAUGAGAAUUGGGACCUUACCAUGCAGAAAAUCGUCCCAUAUAUCAAUGGUGUGAACAGUGUCCGCAUCAUCUCGAUCCUCGCCGACGUUGAGCUCUCUCUCACAUACCGUGCGAUCAAGCAUCUCCUGUAUUACGGAUGCAUCUUCCUCCUGGACAUCUUCUCCUUCUCCGCCAUCUACGCCCCCACCGCGCAGUUCAGCUCAACGAUUGCAUGCGAUGAAGGCAUGCAGCGGGAAUGCGCCCGUUACGUUAACAUGCGCUUUGCUCCUGGCCCAAUCACCAUGGCCCCAUCCAGUGCCGGAGCCCCGGGCACCUCCAGCUCUCGCAGUGACAUGACCGGCAAUCCUCCCGGAGGCCAUCGAUACGACGGCGACGACAUCUGGCCGCUUGUCGGGAACGGCGCCAGCGAGCCGGGCGGCAAGCGAAAGGUCGUGGACGGGGUCGGCAUUGUUGAGCUCUAUGCGAGUUUGCGACAAGGCCAAAGUGUCAAGCAGUGGUAUGCGCAACACAGCCAGGAGCUCGCCAACAUCGACGUCCGCCGCUUCAUCACGUUUGGCAUCAUCAAGGGCUUCCUGUACCGGGUGCACAAGUACGCCUAUGCUACGGGAUUGCCCGCUCCGUCUUCUGCGGGCCCAAACACAGCCCCUACUUCCACUGCAGCAUCUUCCGUCAAAGGCGGUGAACCCUCCUCAAUUGUCUCUGGGCAAGAUACAGCCACAAGCAGGCCUAAUUCCGGCCAUCUCGGCGGUAGCGGCGGCGAUGACCACCACCCCGAAGACCAAGGCGCAACCGCAACAUCCUUCCACAGCAGCACAGCCCGAUCCGGCGACAACGACGAGGAAGAGGAGGAAGAAGACGACGACGACGGAUACGGCAUCAGCAACGCGACACUGGCCAAAUAUCUCGACGGGACGCACUGCUUCGAUCAGAUCUGCACCGAGCUGGAGAUCAGUGAACGCGAGUUGAUGGCCCGGCUGAAGAAAUAUCCUUACGAGGUGCAAAUUAUUCAUCGAUGA
This is a messenger RNA of Rasamsonia emersonii CBS 393.64, 1599 nucleotides long. RefSeq lists its product as uncharacterized. Gene Ontology annotation, molecular function: GTPase activator activity. The record is from RefSeq and is a predicted model, not a curated record. The coding region runs from base 1 to 1599 and encodes 532 amino acids. Gene Ontology annotation, biological process: positive regulation of autophagy; negative regulation of TORC1 signaling. The transcript is spliced from 4 exons. Gene Ontology annotation, cellular component: GATOR1 complex; vacuolar membrane. NCBI's taxonomy places the organism in Eukaryota, Fungi, Ascomycota, Eurotiomycetes, Eurotiales, Trichocomaceae.